UUGAGCUCUGCCGCCGCGUGACGUAGAUCCCGCGACAACCUUGGGGCCAUCCAGGCUCUACUUUAACAAAGCUCCUGACCCAAAUAAUCUAAUCUCCCCAGCUCAACCAGUAUAUUUAUAGACAAACAAAACAACAAUCCCCCAUAGCUGGUUACCCAACGCCCCUAUCUCCAAAACCCACCAUCCCACCCUCUCAACCAACAGCGAGAGCUCCCCAAGCUCCGUCAGGCCCCAAGCCAACCCCCCAAAUCCCGAGCUCGAACCUCCGCCCCCCCCUCUCACACACCCACCACCUCACCACCUCAACACCCCCAAUGUCAUCCUGGGACUACAUCGCCAAGCUCGUCUGCAUCGGCGACUCCGGCACCGGCAAAUCCUCCCUCGUCAUCCGCCUCUGCGAAGGCCGCUUCUCCCCCCACCACGACGUAACAAUCGGCGUCGAAUUCGGCUCGCGAAUCGUCCCCGUUGGCCCCCCGAACUACACCGCCCCUCCCAAACCGACCCUCUCGAGCCAGCCCUCCAGCAUCCCCCAUGCCUCCGGAGAUGUCGACACAGAUGCCCCAGCCGCGGAUCCUGGUCCCGAGCCGCCCGGCCUGCCGACGCCGCCGGUCACGAACGCGAAGCCGAAACCGUUGGUGCAGAAACAUAUGAAGCUAAGCUUGUGGGAUACUGCGGGGCAGGAAACGUAUAAAUCCGUCACACGCUCCUAUUUCCGCGGUGCCUCGGGCGCGCUGCUGGUGUUUGACAUCUCGCGCCGUCCAACAUUCGCACACGUCCAGGACUGGCUCGCGGAUCUACGAGCAAUAGCCGAGACGGACAUCGUAGUCGUCUUAGUGGGCAAUAAAUCCGACUUGGCCGCGGGUGAGGAGAAUAAGCGUGAAGUUACGGUGGCGGAGGCGGAGGAGUGGGCGGCGAAGAAUGGGGUGCUGGAGUAUGUGGAGACGAGUGCGAAGAGUGGGGAGGGGGUGGAGAGGGCGUUUGCGAGGGUGGCGGAGAGGAUUCAUGAGAAUAUUGAGGCGGGGAAGUAUGAUUUGUAUGAUAGGAGGUCGGGGGUUAAGGGGCCGGGGACGGGACAGCAGGGGAGGGUGAAGUUUGGGGGGGAGGCGGUGAAGGCGGCGGCGGGGGGGUGUUGUUGA
This is a messenger RNA of Pseudogymnoascus destructans, 1136 nucleotides long. RefSeq lists its product as uncharacterized. Bases 315 to 1136 code for a protein of 273 amino acids. The transcript has a single exon. Gene Ontology annotation, biological process: regulation of endocytosis. Gene Ontology annotation, cellular component: endosome. Lineage: Eukaryota; Fungi; Ascomycota; Leotiomycetes; Thelebolales; Thelebolaceae. The record is from RefSeq and is a predicted model, not a curated record. Gene Ontology annotation, molecular function: GTP binding; GTPase activity.